This is a messenger RNA of Dryobates pubescens (Downy woodpecker), 2985 nucleotides long. It is a transcript of the gene PHACTR1, whose product is annotated as phosphatase and actin regulator 1. The record is from RefSeq and is a predicted model, not a curated record. Gene Ontology annotation, molecular function: actin binding. Gene Ontology annotation, biological process: cell motility; stress fiber assembly. The transcript is spliced from 16 exons. Lineage: Eukaryota; Metazoa; Chordata; Aves; Piciformes; Picidae. The coding region runs from base 325 to 2367 and encodes 680 amino acids.
AUAAAAGACAGUAAAACAAAGCCUUUCACUUUCCUCAAAUUAGCAGGCUAAUGUAGUAUAAAAAAAAGCAGUUCUACUCAGAUCUGUGCUAAGAGCUUUCAUUUCAUCAUAAUAUAAAACAGCAGAUCCGUCACCUUUCUCUACUCAGUACUCUUGAUUUUGAGGUUGAAGUGAAAAUUAGAAGCUGUUCAUUCUGGCUCACAGACUGGGUUGCAUUUGCUUAGUCUCAUUCCAUGACAGUAGGAUGGGAAGAGGUCAGUAACACUGGAAUCUGACUGAUCAUCCAUACCGGAGUAUUGUACACAAACAUAAAGCUCCUUCAAAAUGGACUACUUUUUGGAUGUCGAGUCUGCUCACAGACUGUUUUACAGUCAAGGAGCUCAAGCUCGUCGGGCAACUCUUCUCACUGUGCCCACUCUGAUGACAGCAUCUUCUGAUGAUGACAUAGACCGGAGACCCAUCAGAAGACUUCGGUCUAAGAGUGACACCCCUUACUUGGAAGAAGCUAGGAUCUGCUUCAAUCUUGAUAAUGCUCGCCGGGCCACGCUGCUCACCGUGCCCACAUUAAUGGCGGCAUCUUCCGAGGAGGACAUCGACCGCAGACCCAUCCGCCGCGUCCGCUCCAAGAGCGACACCCCUUACCUCGCUGAGGCCCGCAUCUCCUUCAACCUCGAGACAGCUGAGGAAGUGGAAAGACUGGCUGCAAUGCGUUCAGAUUCUCUGGUACCUGGGACUCACACACCUCCCAUCAGAAGAAGAAGCAAAUUUGCCACUCUUGGAAGGCUAUUUAAGCCAUGGAAAUGGAGGAAGAAGAAGAGUGAAAAGUUUAAGCACACUUCAGCAGCUUUGGAAAGAAAAAUAUCAAUGAGGCAAAGCAGAGAAGAGCUUAUAAAACGAGGAGUGCUGAAAGAAAUUUUUGAUAAAGAUGGGGAACUUUCCAUACCAAAUGAAGAAGGAGCUUUGGAGAAUGGACAGCCUCUGGGCUCUGCCCAAGUGCUGAGCUCCAGCCAGGUAUCCCUGCCAGCCCUAGCAGAACUGGAGUCAGGUCCAGCAUCUGGUGAACCCUGCUCAUAUGAGGUGCUCCCAACCACCGAGAUCAUGGAUGGGACAGUGUCUGAAGAGAGCCCCACAUCCAAUGAAUCCGGCAUCCUCCUGUCCCAAGAUCCUACAGCUAAGCCAGUCCUGCUACUUCCCCCCAAAAAAUCUGCUGCUUUCCCUGGAGACCAUGAGGACACCCCAGUGAAACAGUUGUCCCUCCUCAAACAGCCCCCUGCCCUGCCUCCUAAACCUAUUGCCAGGAUUGCCAGCCACUUAACUGAUCCUGGCGCUCCUGUGAAACUGCCUUGUAUGCCAGUUAAACUGUCACCUCCACUACCUCCAAAGAAAGUCAUGAUUUGCAUGCCUUUAGGGGGGCCAGACCUCUCUCUCUCAUCCUAUUCCACGCAGAAGAGCUCCCAGCAGCCUUUGACCCAGCACCAUCACACUGUCCUGCCAUCCCAGUUAGCAGCACACCAGCACCAGCUCCAGUAUGGCAGCCACAGCCAGCACCUGCCUUCUGGGUCCAACACGUUGCCCAUUCACCCGUCAGGGUGCCGGAUGAUAGAGGAACUCAACAAAACACUAGCCAUGACCAUGCAAAGGCUAGAAAGCUCUGGUUUACACACAGGUGACAGUGUUACAAAAACAGGACCUGGGGGCCUUCCAGACAUGAGACAAGUGCCAACUGUUGUGAUCGAGUGCGAUGACAAUAAAGAAAAUGUGCCUCAUGAACCUGACUAUGAAGAUUCUUCCUGCCUCUACCCAAGACAGGAAGAGGAGGAAGAAGAAGAUGAAGAGGAGGACAAUUCAUUAUUUACAAGCUCCCUGGCAAGGAAAAUCUGCAGGAAGGACUCUUUAGCAAUCAAAUUAAGCAACAGGCCUUCCAAGCGAGAGCUGGAGGAAAAGAACAUACUCCCCAUGCAGACUGAUGAAGAGAGGCUUGAACUUAGGCAGCAGAUUGGGACAAAGUUAACAAGACGACUGAGCCAGAGGCCAACUGCUGAAGAAUUGGAGCAGAGGAACAUCCUGAAACCCCGGAAUGAGCAAGAGGAGCAGGAGGAAAAACGAGAGAUAAAAAGAAGACUAACUCGUAAGCUGAGUCAAAGGCCCACAGUAGAAGAGUUACGGGAGAGGAAGAUCCUCAUCCGCUUCAGUGACUAUGUGGAAGUGGCAGAUGCGCAGGACUAUGACAGGAGGGCAGACAAACCCUGGACACGACUCACAGCCGCUGACAAAGCAGCCAUUCGGAAAGAGCUUAAUGAAUUUAAAAGCACUGAAAUGGAAGUUCAUGAACUAAGCAGGCAUCUAACAAGGUUUCAUAGACCAUAGCAGUUUGAUUCUACCGGACUACUAUGCCAUCUUCGAAACAUAACUAAAAGGAACCAUAAGUGCUGGUAUUACUCACUUCCCUGUUACGUACAAUGUAAUCUGAACUGCCUUUUUAAAAAACAAGAGAGUAGAAAAUAAAUAUGAAAAACAAAAGGAAAACUGUAUUUACACAUGAUGGGUACUGCAGCAUCAUCAGACCUGCUAGUUCAAGCUUCAAAAAGAGAAAAUACCCCUGGUGGGAAUCGUGCCAAGACUUGGCUUCUAUGUAUAAGGACUUCCCUGGCAUGUGGAUUUGCCAUAUGUGUUCAAGCCCAGCUGGUGGUGCGUCCCUUUUGUCUUCAGGCACCUGUCUUCUUGACAAGCCUCUGUCAUCAACUCUAGAGCCCCUAGAUGGUGUUCAGGAAAUCACUGGCCUGGGUGAAGUCUCUGAAAGAUGAGCACCUACAACACUAAGGCACUUCUACCACACACUCCUUUCAGACUGUGAGCACCUUAUGAGGACGGUGAAGAAAGCAGAAGUACUCUACAGGUCAGCCCAUCUGUGAACAUCACCUGACUACAAAGGCAUUUCUUCCCCUGGAGAAGGCUGUGGCCAGUCCACAGGCAUUGCUCAUCUCC